AUGAAAUCAUCCGUCUUGAGUUUAUUGACUAUUGCAGCAUCUGCUUUAGCUGCCCCAUUGCAACACCAACACCACCACCAUCAACAGGAAAAGAGAGCUGCUGUCACUAAGGUUGUUUAUGUUGACGGAAGUGGAAACACCGUUACUGGUCCAACUGCUUCAGCCUCAGCUUCAGCUUCAGCUCAAUCAACUGUCACUUCAUCAUCAUCUUCUCCCGAUGAGACCACCCAACAAGAUGAAACAUCUUCAUCUGUUUCCACUUCAUCAUCAUCUUCUUCUCCUUCAUCAUCAGAAGAUAACUCUUCAUCCGAAACUGGUUCAUCAUCAACUGGUAGUUCCUCAAUUGCUGGUGACUUGAAGGCUUUUGUUAACCCAACAGAAAAAUUCGAGGAUGGUGUCCAUUCAUGUGACUCCGUUGUUACUGGUCAAGGUGUUAUUGCCGUUGAUUGGUUGUCAGGAUUAAAUGGUGGUUGGACUACCAUCAUGAACCAAAAUGGUGACACUUCAUCCACCUGUAAGGACGGAUACUACUGUUCAUACGCUUGUCAAGCUGGUAUGUCAAAGACCCAAUGGCCAUCAGAACAACCAAGCAAUGGUAUCUCCGUUGGUGGAUUGUACUGUAAAAAUGGUAAAUUGUACAGAUCAAACCAAGAUGAAGACUACUUGUGUUCAUGGGGUUCCAACAAUGUACAAUUCGAUUCACAAAUUUCCAAGGAUGUUGCCAUCUGUAGAACCGAUUACCCAGGUUCUGAAAACAUGAAUAUCCCAACUUUGUUGUCUGGUGGUGGAUCUGCUCCUGUUGCUGUUGUUGACUCAGACAACUAUUACAAUUGGAAAGGUGGAAAGACCUCUACUCAAUACUAUGUCAACAAUGCUGGUGUCUCUGUUGAAGAUGGUUGUGUUUGGGGAUCAUCUGGAUCUGGUGUUGGUAACUGGGCCCCUGUUGUUCUCGGUGCUGGUACUACCAAUGGUAAGACUUACUUGUCAUUGAUUCCAAACCCAAACAAUACUGAGAAACCAAACUACAACAUCAAAAUCGAAGGUGACGACGUCAAUGGUGACUGUAAGUAUGAAAAUGGAAAAUACAAUGGUUCUGGAUCUGAUGGUUGUACUGUGACUGUCAACUCUGGUGAUGCCAAGUUUGUUUUCUAUUAA
Lodderomyces parapsilosis is the source of this 1155-nucleotide messenger RNA. RefSeq names its product SUN family protein (gene SIM1). The record is from RefSeq and is a predicted model, not a curated record. Gene Ontology annotation, cellular component: fungal-type cell wall; cell surface. Gene Ontology annotation, biological process: fungal-type cell wall organization. The transcript has a single exon. NCBI's taxonomy places the organism in Eukaryota, Fungi, Ascomycota, Pichiomycetes, Serinales, Debaryomycetaceae. The coding region runs from base 1 to 1155 and encodes 384 amino acids.